Messenger RNA from Lactuca virosa, 993 nucleotides. The record is from the annotation of a GenBank genome assembly. Lineage: Eukaryota; Viridiplantae; Streptophyta; Magnoliopsida; Asterales; Asteraceae.
AUGGAUCGAAGCUUAGAAGAUAUGAAAUUCAUUGGCUUCUUCGGCAUCUUCAAACAAUCAUUCAAAACUAUCUUCUCAUGGAAAAAAAUCUUCGCACAAAUCAUUCUUACCUUAAUCCUUCCUCUCACAAUCAUCUUCUUAGCUCACAUCGAAAUCUCCCGUUAUUUGUUCUGGAAACUCGAACGAAAUUCAUUGCUGCUUGACACCGAUUCCUACUAUCGACUCCACGUAAGCGCCAUCGAAUGGCUCUACUACGUCCUAUUCAAAAUCGCCUACUUCAUCCUCCUCACCGUCUUCUCCCUCCUCUCCACCGCCGCCGUCGUCUUCACCAUCGCUUCCAUCUACAGCGACCGAGAAAUCGUUUUCCAAAACGUCAUGAAAAUCAUCCCGAAGGUCUGGAAACGACUCCUUGUCACUUUCGUAUUCAUAUAUCUCGCGUUCUUCAUCUACGACAUAAUCGGCGAAGUGGCACUCGUUAUAACCAGAUCUAUCUUUCAUUACUCAACCCUGAGUUUACUCCUUACGCUUAUCAUCCGAAUCUUAUACGUUAUAGGUUUCUUAUACAUGACCCUCGUUUGUGAAUUGGGUAGCGUUGUGACUGUUCUGGAAAAUAGCCAUGGAUAUAGAGCUUUGAGGAAAGGUAAGGAUCUCGCAAAUGGGAAGAAGAAAGUGGGAAUGGGAAUUGCAUUCGUGUUGUAUGGUUUUUUGGAGGGAUUACUUGUUGUGUAUCAGUGGUUCGUAGAAUAUGGGGGAGUAAAUUUCAAUUUGGCGAUGGUUUGGAGGGUGAUGAUUGGAAUCUUAUGUGGGUUUCUGCUUUUGAUGUUCUUGCUGCUCAUCGUUGUGAUCCAAACAGUGCUUUAUCUGGUCUGCAAAUCGCAUCAUGGAGAAGCCAUUGAUAAGCUUAGUUUAUCGACGUUUUUAGGAGCUUAUAUGGGGCAGACGGUGGCCGGCGAGGAAGUCCAGCUUGGAAGACCUCCACAUCAACAAGUGUGA